AGGAAUAACAAACCAAAACCCUGGUGUCUGUUCAACAUUCCGCCUCAGAUCCUCGCUGCUGCUGAUCGUCUUGAGGUGAUGGCUCCAAAUACAGGCCUUUUUGUGGGAUCAAAUAGAGGUCACAUAGUAACCAAGAAAGAAUUAGCUCCACGUCCUUCUGAUCGCAAAGGGAAAACCAGCAAAAGAGUCCACUUCGUGAGGAGUUUGAUCAGGGAAGUUGCUGGUUUUGCACCAUAUGAGAAGAGGAUAACUGAGCUUCUGAAAGUUGGCAAGGAUAAGCGUGCCUUGAAGGUGGCUAAGAGAAAGUUGGGCACACAUAAGAGGGCCAAGAAGAAGCGUGAGGAGAUGUCCAAUGUUCUUCGCAAGAUGAGGGCUGCUGGAGGUGGUGAGAAGAAGAAGUGAGAAUACUCGAUAAGUCAGAGCGUUUUCUAUGUUUUUGUUUAACCACAGAAAGUUCUGCUAUUACCGUUUUGUUUUACUUGGAAGAAAUGGUGUCCAUUUAAUUUCAUUAUCCACAAUUUUUUUUCGGUGCCA
Messenger RNA from Manihot esculenta (cassava), 534 nucleotides. RefSeq names its product 60S ribosomal protein L36-2. The transcript has 4 exons. Gene Ontology annotation, molecular function: structural constituent of ribosome. Gene Ontology annotation, cellular component: cytosolic large ribosomal subunit; ribosome. Gene Ontology annotation, biological process: cytoplasmic translation. NCBI's taxonomy places the organism in Eukaryota, Viridiplantae, Streptophyta, Magnoliopsida, Malpighiales, Euphorbiaceae. Bases 79 to 402 code for a protein of 107 amino acids. The record is from RefSeq and is a predicted model, not a curated record.